AUGUCCGCCCCAGUUCGAUCUAAGAAGCGCACGAAAACCUUUACAGGAUGCUGGACUUGCCGGACCCGCAAGAUCAAGUGUGAUGAGGCCAAGCCGUGUUGUAGUCAGUGCUAUGAAAAAGGUCUUAGCUGUGAGGGAUACUCUACCCGCUUGCAGUGGCUCACACCAGCCACAGGCAAGCGUGGCCUUCGCUCGGUGGACCCACCGGCGGGUUCCGUGAGCCAAUCUCUCAGGCGUUUCAUGCCUGCAGAAUACACCUUAGACUGGGACCAGGUAGAUGACAUUCUCCACUAUCUUGAUUCCCUGGAAUCUGUUGUCAACCCCCGCAGUGAGGAUGUUAGUGCCAACAUUCAGAAUUUUGGCGUCUUUCGUGUUCAACAAAGUACUUCGUCUGGUCUCGAUGAACAUAAUGUCACACCUCCUUGCACAACUGAAGUCUGUCAGCCCGAGGAUGGGUACGAUCUUAUCUUCGAUCCGCAAUCUGUUUCCAUAGAGUCGGAGCCAUGGAAUGAUAAUUCCGAAGCAGGGGCAGCAUGGAGCCUUUGCAAUCUUCAUGGACAACCGUUGACCUUAGACUUUACUCAGCAACAAGAAUUGGCCCCCGCUGUUGUCCCAGUGACGCCAGGCAAUGCUUCGAACUCUCCAGCCUACACACACCAUGUUGCACAAUCGCAACCUCUGGAGUCAGAGGAGCUGAUUCUCCCGCAGGGGGGGCGAGAGAAACCCCUCGAACAAGACGCAGCAUAUCUCCUCUCCUAUGACAAAUACACUUGA
Messenger RNA from Penicillium crustosum, 774 nucleotides. RefSeq names its product Zn(II)2Cys6 transcription factor domain-containing protein. Gene Ontology annotation, biological process: regulation of DNA-templated transcription. The transcript has 2 exons. The record is from RefSeq and is a predicted model, not a curated record. Bases 1 to 774 code for a protein of 257 amino acids. NCBI's taxonomy places the organism in Eukaryota, Fungi, Ascomycota, Eurotiomycetes, Eurotiales, Aspergillaceae. Gene Ontology annotation, molecular function: DNA-binding transcription factor activity, RNA polymerase II-specific; zinc ion binding.